AUUUCCCAGGGUCCAGGAAUCAUUCCACAUUGCUGGUGCCAAGAGAGAAGAAGCCCAAUUCUAAAACUUUACCCCCCUGAGAUGGGAACAGAACAUUUUCUCAUUUUCAUUUUUGCAGCAGGGUUUGUACAGGGUGCCAGGGAAUCUCUGGAAAUUAUUCCUAUAAAUGGGAAUGUGGAAUUGAACACACAGAGAUAUUUUUUGUGCAAAGUGAGAGGAGGAGGGGAAGCCACUCUGACUUGGACUGAUCCAGAAAAUAAUGAGAUUGAAGAGGAUUCAGAACCUUACUGGGUGAAGGUGAUUGAUGAAUUGUCCAAGGGGCUGGAGAUGACCCUCUCUCGCCGAGAUCAGGGUGGGGUCUUCAAGUGCCAUGGAGAAUUUGAGUCUGGAAAAACAGCCACUGAACAAAUUGAAAUCCAUGUGAUCCAGAAGCCUACAUUUGUGGACACAAUGGAUCUUGUGAAGGAAGUUCAUGAGGGCCAAAAUGUAGAAUUCAACUGCCUGGCCAAAGGGAUCCCACCACCAACUAUUAGAUGGAUCUUUGGAAACCAGGACACCAGGACUGGGGAGAGGGAAAUCUUUGUUGAAAAUGGGAGACUGAUGAUAGAGAACACCCAAUCAUCAGAUGCUGGUAUUUACAUUUGCGAGGCAGUCAUUGAAGAACGGAAUGAAGUCGCUUUUGCAAACUUCACACUCAACAUUAAAUUUGCUCCUAAGAUAGAGCUUCUUACAAGUGAACCUUUGGUCACGCAGUUUGGGAAUCCCAUCCAAGUCAACUUCACCAUCCUGGCCUACCCUUCACCUUCUGUCUCCAUUGCUUGGAAGGAGAAGAUUUUUGAAGAAGAUGCCAUAAAAAAGAUAGAGCAGGACGCAAACAGAUAUCUGGUCUUCUUUGAGGUUACACCAACAUCACCAGGGGACAUUUCAGAACUCCUUAUAAUUGCUGCUAAUGAACUAGGCACCACGAAGAAGAACAUUUAUUUUGCCAAAGACAGAGGUUUAGGAUGGGGCGGCAUCUUGGCAAUUGUGUUGGCAAUUCUGGUGUUCCUGUUGCUGGUGGAUGUCUUGUGCUAUCACAAGCGCCGGUGUGGCUUGUUAAUGUUCUGCAGAAACAAUAUUCUGGGCAAAAGUUCUGCACCGGGAGCUGAGAACAACGGGUGA
Messenger RNA from Candoia aspera, 1161 nucleotides. RefSeq names its product immunoglobulin superfamily member 10-like. Gene Ontology annotation, biological process: synapse organization; homophilic cell-cell adhesion. Bases 82 to 1161 code for a protein of 359 amino acids. The record is from RefSeq and is a predicted model, not a curated record. The transcript is spliced from 8 exons. Gene Ontology annotation, cellular component: axon; plasma membrane; neuronal cell body. NCBI's taxonomy places the organism in Eukaryota, Metazoa, Chordata, Lepidosauria, Squamata, Candoiidae. Gene Ontology annotation, molecular function: axon guidance receptor activity.